AUGAUGCUAUCGAGAACGAAAUUUUUACAACGUUCAUCACAAAGUAUUAGGUGUAUUGCCCAGCUUUCUCAGGUGAGAGUUCCAAAGCAGAUAACAAAUGAACCUAUUAAAGCAUUUGGUGUCGCCGACACCAAGGAUUGGGAUCUUUUACGAGCAUCGCUGAUGAAAUUUAAGAGUUCUUCUCUAGAUGUUCCCCUAGUUAUCAAUGGCGAGAGAGUUUACUAUAACGAUAAGAAGAGUCGACCAUACUUUGAACAAACGAAUCCGGCUAAUCAUAAGCAUGUUCUCGCAAACGUUACUCAGGCAAACGAGGAAGACAUUUUACGUGCGAUUCAAGCUUCAAAGGAUGCCAAGGCCAAAUGGGCUUCGAUGCCGUUUUAUGACCGAGCUGCCAUUUUUUUGAAAGCAGCUGACUUACUUUCUACGAAAUAUCGUUAUGAUAUGCUGGCGGCAACUAUGUUAGGUCAAGGUAAAAAUGUGUACCAAGCAGAAAUUGACUGUAUCACUGAGUUGGCCGAUUUUUUUAGAUUCAACGUUAAGUAUGCCAGUGAACUGUAUUCGCAGCAGCCAGUGGAAUCAAGUGCUGGAGUCUGGAAUAAAGCUGAAUACAGGCCUUUGGAAGGUUUUGUCUAUGCUGUCACACCCUUCAAUUUUACUGCAAUCGCCGGUAACCUAGUUGGCGCACCGGCCUUAAUGGGUAAUACGGUGGUGUGGAAGCCAUCGCAAACUGCAUCCUUAUCCAAUUACCUUUUGUUAACAGUUUUAGAAGAAGCAGGUUUACCAAAGGGUGUUGUUAAUUUUAUCCCUGGUAAUGCUAUUGAAGUUACACAACACGUUUUGAAUGACAAAGAUUUCGCCGCUCUACAUUUUACUGGUUCUACAAACGUUUUCAAACAACUGUACGGUAAGAUUCAGGAGGGUGUUGUGAAUAACGUCUACAGGGAUUAUCCAAGAAUUGUUGGAGAGACUGGAGGAAAAAAUUUUCAUUUAAUUCACCCUUCUGCUAGUAUCCCACAUGCAGUUUUGUCAACUAUUAGAGGUGCUUUCGAAUAUCAAGGCCAAAAAUGUUCUGCAGCUUCAAGAGUCUAUCUGCCAAACUCCAAGAGUGAAGAGUUCUUCAAGGAUAUUGCAGGUAGUUUGCAACAACACAAGAUUCAGCCAGUUAAUACAUCAGCAGGUAGUAUAAGCGGGGGCGACUUACAUGGUUUCAUGGGUCCAGUCAUUCAUGAACAAAGUUAUAACAAGCUGGUUGGUGCUAUUGAAGAAGCAAAGAAAGAUCCAGAAUUGGAAAUUGUGUAUGGUGGUCAAUAUGACAAAUCGUCAGCGUGGUUCGUUGGACCAACGAUUAUCAAGACUACCAAUCCUAACCAUAAGUUCCUAUCAACAGAAUUUUUCGGACCCAUACUUACUGUCUACGAGUAUCCAGACAACGAGUUCUCCCAGGUUUGUGAUUUGAUCAACAACACUAGUAUGUAUGCAUUGACAGGUUCCAUCUUUGCGAAGGAUCGCGAUGCGAUUUUAGAGGCAAGCGAAAAACUAAGAUACAGCGCUGGUAAUUUCUACAUCAAUGACAAGUGUACGGGUGCAGUAGUUGCUCAACAAUGGUUUGGUGGUGCAAGAAUGAGUGGAACUAAUGACAAAGCUGGCAGUGGUAACAUUUUAAACAGAUUUGUCAGUGUAAGAAGCGUUAAAGAGAAUUUCUACGAACUUACAGACUUCAGAUAUCCUUCCAAUUACGAAUAA
Molecule: messenger RNA, 1743 nt
Organism: Zygotorulaspora mrakii
Lineage: Eukaryota; Fungi; Ascomycota; Saccharomycetes; Saccharomycetales; Saccharomycetaceae
Gene: PUT2
Product: 1-pyrroline-5-carboxylate dehydrogenase
Exons: 1
Coding region: 1-1743 (580 amino acids)
Cellular component (GO): mitochondrial matrix
Molecular function (GO): L-glutamate gamma-semialdehyde dehydrogenase (NAD+) activity
Source: RefSeq, a predicted model, not a curated record